UGAUUAAUUGAUUUAACCCGAUAUUUAUCAUCUUCCUCGGUAUUUGUGUAAACGGGCUUUUGGGUUUUGCUUGUCUGGGUGCCUCAGAUCCAUGGCGAUGGAUUCUGAUAUUCUUCUCAUCGUACUGGGAUUCUAGGGUUUUGGGCUGUUUUUCAACUGUAGAGUUAUUGUAAUUUUAAAAUUUUAUGUGCAUGUUGCUUCUGUUUAGGAUUGUUUUUCUUUUUUAGUGUUGGCAAAGAUCUGACUUGGGUUUGGAGCUUGGUUUUUGCAUUUCUGCUGGAAUAUAAAGUUUGGAAUUUGAUUGGUUGCUAUUAGAUUCUUGUCAUGGAUUGGACGUCAAAGGCAGGGUAGCAAGUGAUUGGAGUGGUUGAAGUUUGUUUCAUGGAUGGAGUUGAGAGUCUCUGCUAGUUGUGCUCUGUAAUUUAGUACUUGGCUCGAAGUUUUACAAUGAUUGGAUGGACCAAUCUACUUAUGUUCAGGAGAUAAAUAUUAAAUUUAACAGGGUAAAUAGUUUACCCUACAAUGGCAUCCAAUUGGAUAUGAUUGGAAGCAUCAGAUUACUAUCAGUUAGUGCUUAAAGUUGGAUCAUGUAGUAGUCAUGUCGAGAAGUUAGGUUGAUCUGCGUUAGUGUAUUGGAAUAGCCUGUGCGACUCACCUUAUCAGGACCUUCAUUGGAUGUACUUUCGUUUAACUAUUUAUGUUCUCCAAAGACGGUAAACUAGGUUCAUGUACCUAUCAGGACGCUGAUGCACUGGAACCAUAUUUACCUGGCCUCCUGCUCUAGUUCUUUAUGCCUUUGUUCAUUCCUUUUCUUUUGUUGCCCCUAAGUUCUAGGUCCUUUCUCCUGUUGUGAGCUUGUCUCUCUUUUUUCUCCCCCGUCUUUAAAGUACUUCCGUAUUUCCUUUCAUCCUGAGGCGGUGGUUCGCUCAGUUCGUGAGUCUAGUUUUGUUAAAUAGUUCAGGAAGGCCCUCCAUAAUUGUUAUUAGUAAGACAGAUCCAUCGUUUCCAAAAAAGUCUUUGCACUGGAAAUUUCGUUUGUCCAAGAGUCAAUGGCUAAUUUGGAAUCUGCUAAUCCUAGUGCUAACAAUAUGUUGGGCGUUCUACAUCGGUUGCUUCCUGUUGUUGGACCGGCGCUUCUGAUUUCAGUUGGAUAUCUUGACCCUGGAAAGUGGGCGGCAACUGCUGAAGCAGGUGCCCGUUUUGGCUCUGACCUGGCAGCAUUGAUGCUUAUUUUCAAUUUUGCAGCUAUUUUAUGUCACUAUCUGUCAGCUCGGAUUGGUGUAGUCACUGGAAGAGAUCUUGCGCAGAUAUGCAGUGAGGAGUAUGACAAAGGCACAUGCAUAUUCUUAGGAGUUCAAACAGAGGUUUCUGUGAUUCUGUCGGACCUUACCAUGAUCCUCGGUAUCGCACAUGGACUUAAUCUUCUGUUUGGGUGGGACUUGUUCACUUGCGUGUUUUUGACUGCUGUUAAUGCUGUUUUGUACCCUCUUUUUUCCACCCUCCUGGAGACUUGCAAGGCGAAGGUCCUAUGCGUAUGCAUUGCGGGAUUUAUACAGCUUUCCUUCGUUCUUGGAGUAAUUAUCAGUCAACCAGAAAUGUCAUUUUCCAUGAAUGGGAUGCUAACAAAGCUGAGUGGGGAGAGUGCCUUUGCAUUGAUGAGUCUUCUUGGAGCAAGUAUAAUGCCUCACAGUCUCUAUCUUCAUUCUUCGAUUGUGCAGCAGUAUCAGUGUCAGCCAACUGUUUCCAGGGAUGCUUUGUGUCACCACCAUUUAGUUGCCAUCUUGUGCAUCUUUAGUGGUAUUUAUCUGGUGAAUUAUGCCCUUAUGACCUCAGCGGAGAAUGAAUACUCAGGCCUUGGUUUGCUUACAUUUCAGGAUGUAAUGUCACUAAUCGGACAGGUCUUUUGGGGUCCAAUAGUAUCUGGUGCCUUCCUGCUGGUUCUCUUUGUUUCAAAUCAAAUCACAACAUUAAGCUGGAGUCUGGGUGGACAAGUAGUUUUGAAUGAUUUUUUGAAACUAGACCUUCCUGGUUGGCUUCAUUGUGCCACAAUCAGAAUUAUUGCUAUUGUUCCAGCUCUUUAUUUCGUUUGGAGUUCAGGAGCUGAAGGGAUGUAUCAACUUCUUAUAUUCACACAAGUGUUGGCAGCUCUGCUACUGCCAUCUUCUGUGAUCCCUCUUUUUCGAAUUGCUGCUUCAAGACCAAUAAUGGGUGUCCAUAAAGUUUCUCAAUUUGUUGAAUUUUUAUCCCUGAUUACACUAAUUGGGAUGCUUGGAUUGAAAAUCAUAUUUGUAGUAGAAGUGAUUGUUGGGAAUAGUGAUUGGGUUAAUAAUUUGAGGUCGAAUGCCGGGAGUAGUAUGUCUGUUCCUUGUGUACUUCUACUCACUGCUUGUGCAACAUUUUGUUUGAUGAUUUGGCUGGCAGCUACCCCAUUAAAAUCUGCAAGUGCACGAUUAGAGGCUCAGGUGUGGAACUGGGAUAUGCAUGUGGGUUCACCUGAUUCAAUAACAAAGAAAGAGGAGAUCAAUAUUUCUGAACCUAAAUAUCAUAGAGAGGUAAGUGUCCAGAAGCAUGAACCAUCACCAUCAUUUGGGAGGGCUUUGGAUAGUGAUUCAGAAGUAGCGAGUUUUGAUCUUGAUCUGCCUGAAACUAUCACAGAGCCUGAUGAGGAGCAUCACCUAACUACUGUAGUGGAAAAUGGUUCUCGUAUUACCUUUCCUCACUCCCCUAAAUGCCAUAUGGAGGGAUCCACAUCUACAGCGGAGUCAACUCCAGUCUCAACUGUGGUUAAUGAGGUUUCUGAUGUUACAUUGGAGGGCACCAGUGCAUUGAAGAUCGAAUCAACAGAGCCAAUUGAAAAGACUGUUGGAGUUGAAGGAGUUGAAGGAGACUUACCAAAUGAAAAAGAUGAUGAUGAGGGAGAUACCUGGGAGCCUGAAGAUUCAUUGAAAGGGGUUUCUGAGAGCACUGCUCCAUUGACAUCUGAGGGUCCAGGAUCAUUUAGGAGUCUAAGUGGAAAAGGUGACGAAGGGGGGAGUAGUGCUGGUAGCCUUUCUAGAUUAGCAGGGUUGGGGCGUGCUGCGAGACGUCAACUAGCUGCAGUACUUGACGAAUUUUGGGGACAGCUGUAUGAUUUCCAUGGGAAUGUAAUUCAAGAAGCAAAGGCUAAGAAACUGGAUCUUUUGUUGGGGUUAGAUUCAAAGGCUGCGUCCUCCUCGUUGAAAGUUGAUACUAGUGCAAAGGAGCUUUCCGGAUAUUUUCCAUCUGCAGGAGGCAGAGGAUCUGAUCCUAUUAUGAACUCAAGUUUAUACGACUCUCCGAAGCAGCAGAGGGUUCAAAGCAGUUUAGAGUCAUAUGGGGUCCAAAGGGGAUCUUCCUCAUUGUUGCCCAGCCGUGUGCAGUUGUUGGAUGCCUAUAUGCAAAAUUCAAGCCGCAGCGUUAUUGACUCUGGUGAGAGGCGCUAUUCAAGUGUGCGCAGUCUCCCGUCUUCUGAGAGUUGGGACUACCAGCCAGCCACAAUACAUAGUUGUCAUCCCUCAUAUCUCAAUCGAAUUGCAAAGGACAGAGGUUUUGAUAAUUUGAACGGUCAAAUGGAGUCAGCAGCCCUACAAUCUGCUUCUUCAUUGGGUGCUGCAAACUACAGAGAUUCACUUGCAUUUACCAUGGGGCAGAAGUUACAAAAUGGGUUAGGCUCUGGGCAGGCCUCCAGUUUCCAAAAUCUUACAGUAUCUAGAAAUAGUCCGUUGCAAUCUGAAAGACCGUAUUAUGAUCUGCACCCUUCUGGAAUUGCUGAGAAUGUGGUAAGUUCAGCAAAUGCAAAGAAAUACCAUAGUUUACCCGACAUUCACCGGGAUCUUUACAUGCCGGAGAAAAGUGCCAACUGGGAAAGUCCUGUGGGGUAUGGAUCAUCUACUGGGAUAACAAAUUAUGAAUCAUCCUUGUAUUCAAAUUCUGGAGCACGAACAGGAGCUCCUUUGGCAUUCGAUCAACUCUCUCCAUCACAAGUCUACAGAGAUGCUUUUUCAUCACAGCAAAAUUCUAGUUUUAACACUGGAUCCCUCUGGUCUAGACAGCCUUUUGAGCAAUUUGGUGUAGCUGAUAAUAAUCGUACUAUUGGGAGCGGAGGAUUUGGUUAUCGGGCAGGUUCUGUAAGUCAAGAAGCUACUUCAGUUGCAGAUUCAGAGGCCAAGCUUCUUCAGUCGUUCAGGCAUUGCAUUGUGAAACUUUUGAAAUUGGAAGGAUCUGACUGGUUGUUUACGCAGAAUGAUGGGGUUGAUGAGGAUCUAAUUGAUCGCGUGGCUGCAAGGGAGAAAUUUCUUUAUGAAGCUGAAACUAGAGAGAUGAAUCGAACAGUUCACAUGGGUGAGCCUCAGUACCAUCCUUCUGAUAGGAAGUCUGUUUCUGCAUUGAAGAAUAAUGAUGCAAAUUGCACCUCUUUUAUGGUUCCUACUUGUGGGGAGGGUUGUAUUUGGAGAUCAGAUUUGAUAGUAAGCUUCGGGGUCUGGUGUAUCCAUCGUAUUCUUGAUUUGUCACUCAUGGAAAGCCGGCCAGAGCUAUGGGGGAAAUAUACCUACGUCCUCAACCGACUUCAGGGGAUUAUUGAUUCAGCAUUUUCAAAGCCUCGCACUCCAAUGUCGCCAUGCUUCUGCCUUCAAAUUCCUGCAGUACACCAGCUGAAGUCAAGUCCAUCUUUUUCAAAUGGAAUACCCCCUGCUGCAAAACCAGCCAGGGGAAAAUGCACAACGGCAGUAACGCUUCUAGACAUAAUCAAGGAUGUGGAGAUUGCAAUAUCUUGUCGUAAGGGCCGAACGGGGACAGCAGCUGGCGAUGUAGCUUUCCCGAAGGGAAAAGAAAAUCUGGCGUCUGUACUCAAACGCUACAAGCGUCGAUUAACCAACAAAACUGCUGCCGCUCACGAGGGUCCUGGUUCACGCAAGGUUCAGACAUCUGCUCCUUAUGGGUCAUAGCUUUCAUAGACAAACACAGUAUGUCUCAACUGGGUUAUUGAGCUGUUUGAUUUUGGAAAACGGCUCAUCUUCUGGAUCAAAACCCUCAGUUAAGGCAUAAUUUCUCUCAGUGUAUCAAAAGCCAUUGCUGCAAUUUGUAUUUCCUUGUAUGUUAACAUAUGCAUAGGUAAGAAUUGCUGGAUCUGUAAUUGCAGCAUUAUCAAAGAAAAUGGGUAGAAGGUUGAAAAUUGGUUAUUUUGCAA
Messenger RNA from Prunus dulcis (almond), 5206 nucleotides. Its product is annotated as ethylene-insensitive protein 2. Gene Ontology annotation, molecular function: cadmium ion transmembrane transporter activity; manganese ion transmembrane transporter activity. The coding region runs from base 1050 to 4964 and encodes 1304 amino acids. The transcript has 8 exons. NCBI's taxonomy places the organism in Eukaryota, Viridiplantae, Streptophyta, Magnoliopsida, Rosales, Rosaceae. Gene Ontology annotation, cellular component: membrane. Gene Ontology annotation, biological process: metal ion transport; ethylene-activated signaling pathway. The record is from RefSeq and is a predicted model, not a curated record.